UGUCAAGGACUGAUCGAGACAAGAAACGAGCGCUGCCACACACGAGUUUCCUUGUGUCUCCUUGCCAACUCGCACUCCAACUUCAAGUUGGAACUUCUUCCUUGGGCAACUUUUACCGCUCGUAACUAUGGCCGACAAGGUGGAGGACGUCAAAGCGUACCAUGACAGCGAGGACCCGCUGGCCAACGGCUCGACCCGCAGCGGCGGCGGCGGCUCGGCGGAGCCUCUCUCCCGGCGUGUGAUGCGGAUAGUCGAGGCCAACCUUCUGGUGAUCCUCACCGUAGCGGGCGUCAUCAUCGGCGUCUUCAUCGGUCUCGGCGUGCGUAACGUGGAGCUGUCCCGCACCCAAGUCAUCUACAUCGGCUUCCCCGGCGAGUUGCUCAUCCGCCUGCUCAAGAUGAUCAUCAUCCCCUUGGUGGUGUGCAGUCUGGUGACCGGGGCGGCCAGUAUCGACCCCAAAGCCCUGGGCAAGCUGGGCGGAUGGGCCAUGCUCUUCUUCCUGGUGACCACGUUGAUCGCCUCGACCAUCGGGGUGGUGAUGGCCUUAAUCAUCAAACCGGGCUCGGUGACGCUGACCAAACCUCAAGUGGCGGGUUUGGAUGACGGCGUGCCCGAACCCAAAGAGGUCAUCGACUCCUUUUUAGACUUGAUCAGAAACAUCUUUCCCUCCAACUUGGUGUCUGCUGCCUUUCAGUCUUACGCAACAAGCUACAAGCUGGUGAGCACAAAUGGCACAAAUGGAGUCCCCAACAUCACAGUGGAGAAGGUUCCCUUUGGAACCGACCAGGAUGGGAUGAAUAUUCUGGGCCUGGUGGUGUUCGCCAUCGUAUUCGGUGUGGCGUUGAGGAAGUUGGGGGAGGAAGGCGAGAUCUUGAUAAAGUUCUUCAACUCCUUCAAUGAAGCCACCAUGGUGUUGGUGUCUUGGAUUAUGUGGUAUGCCCCCUUUGGUAUUAUGUUCCUUGUUGCUGGAAAGAUUGUUGAGAUGGAGGAUGUCGGCACGCUUUUCGCAAGCCUGGGAAAAUAUAUAGCGUGCUGCAUUGUUGGGCACGCCAUCCACGGCCUCUUUGUGCUGCCUGCCAUCUACUUCAUCAUCACGAGGAAGAACCCGUACACCUUCCUGUGGGGAAUAUUCACAGCUCUGGCCACAGCCUUUGGAACGGCCUCCAGCUCUGCCACGCUCCCCCUGAUGAUGAAGUGCGUGGAGGAAAAUAACGGCAUCUCCAAGCAAAUCAGCCGCUUCAUCCUUCCCAUUGGUGCCACGGUCAACAUGGAUGGAGCCGCGUGCUUUCAGUGCGUGGCUGCCGUUUUCAUCGCUCAGCUGAACGACUAUUCCCUCAACUUCAUCCAAAUCAUUACCAUCCUCGUGACUGCCACGGCUUCAAGUGUUGGUGCAGCAGGAAUACCCGCUGGUGGGGUGUUGACCCUCGCUAUCAUCCUGGAAGCAGUCAGUUUGCCCACCAACGAUAUCUCCCUCAUCUUGGCAGUUGACUGGCUGGUUGACCGUACAUGCACAGUACUGAACGUUGAGGGCGACGCCUUCGGAGCAGGACUCCUGCAGGUCUUCGUAGACCGCACAUCCAAACAAGAGGAAGGAGCGGAGCUGGGCGAGGUCAUACCCGUCACACCUGCCCCUGAACACUCACCGCUCAUUGAGAUAAAAAGUGACGGACAGAGGGUCAACAACAAAAAUUCACACCGGGAUAAAGAAUCUGUCAUGUAAGCCAGUUGUGGACCUCACAUUUGACCUCGUUAAAACAUUACCAUGGAAUCUGCAAGCAGACACUCUGGACCUCUCGCUUUCUUUUGCUACAUCUAAAAAUGGUUUGAGAAGCGAGGAUGUACUUGAUGCAUCACAACAACUGUUAAAAGUUUUUUUAUUUUUAAUAUUGUAGCAUUUGGACAAGCUGUAUCAAAAUCCAUCUGUCAGUAUGAUUCAUAGAAAUAUGUGAAUGUAGAAGCUCAAUGAUUGCCUAAAAGGUAUGUUUCAAACUAUAGUAAUUUAUUGGAGGUCAAGUAGGAGUAUGUACCUAUUGAACCUCUGCUACAAUUUAAAUCUCCUCUACUUUGCUGUUGGUCACUGGCCCUGUAUGAGAUAAACGGUGAUUGUCAUCAAUUUUUAAUUGAUAUGAACAGAAAGGUUGAUGGCAAUUGAGCAUUGGGAGACUGCUUGUUUGUUUGCCAAACGUUUUCAUCUCGAACUGGUGCCGUGGAAAACUAUUCAAUGUUUUGUGUAUAUCGUAGGUAAUGCAAUACUGGAGGUCUGUGUGGACAUAGGCCAUAGUCAACGUCACGUUAAAAUCAAGUUUUAAAACGAGAAAAGAGUGUCUUAGCCUACUUACUGCUUACCCCAACAAGGAUAUUCAUUGAUAAUUGCAAGUCUCGUUCCCCAAACCAGAUGUCUGUCAUAGUACCAAGACAAACCAGUGAGUGGCAGCACGGUGCCACAGGGCAUCCAGAUCGAUAAAAAAAAUACAAAAAAGAAGCUAGGCUAAUUCUUAAAGCGAGCUUCAGGUCACUUUCUAAUUGGCGUUCGUUCUGUUUCAAUUGACAACUAAGGAUUCUGUGGCCCUACGAUCUUUGUGUUAACCACACACAGAAACAAUUGUAUUUUUAAAUUGACCAUUGUCUGCCCCACUCAAAACAUACCCCCACACCACAAGAAAAUCGCUCAGGGUAAUAUCUGUUAAUCAGACCCUUGCUGACAUUGAUCGGAAGGUAAAAAUGAUUACAUUUGGCCCGAUUAUCGGUAUGUGGGCACAAUGCUCAAAAUGAGUAAGAGUGAAUCAACAGCGAAUCACUGCGAUGUAUGAAUCAGUUUUGGUUUUGUGCCCUUACGUUUCCUCAUCGACAACAAAAGGGAACAAUAAGAAUAACUAACACUAUUUGUACAUGUGCUAAUGUACCAAAGCCAAAAAUGCAGAUUUUUUGUUUCUCCUUAAGAGCAAAAAUCCCAUUGACCCCAUAGGGGAGAUUUGCUUUGUUUAUUUUUGUAACCCAAAUGAAUGCAUUUGCUUUGUUUAUUGAGUUUUUUUUAGCCCAAAGAAAGCACAAAUGCUUGGCGAUCCAACAAGCAGUGUUGUAACUACCGGCACACGUCCGACAUGUACCGACUCACGCAUAUCCAAUGAGUGUGAAAGGCUAAACAGUAAGGUUUUUGUACGAUGUUAUCUUUAAUCACAUAUGCAGAGACUUGUCAUAUAUGUGUGUGUAUUAUGUUCUCUUGUCAAGGACCCAUGAGGUGCUUCCACUUGGUUCCAGGUCUUUGAUCGCUCCAUUUUGUGGUCUAAAAUACAAACAACUUUCUGUGGUUAUCUUUUAAAAUUGGAGAUGUCACGCUAAUAACCAAAUAAACUCCCAGAUUUCCAUC
Messenger RNA from Phyllopteryx taeniolatus (common seadragon), 3367 nucleotides. It is a transcript of the gene slc1a5, whose product is annotated as solute carrier family 1 member 5. NCBI's taxonomy places the organism in Eukaryota, Metazoa, Chordata, Actinopteri, Syngnathiformes, Syngnathidae. Gene Ontology annotation, cellular component: plasma membrane. Bases 128 to 1720 code for a protein of 530 amino acids. The record is from RefSeq and is a predicted model, not a curated record. The transcript has 9 exons. Gene Ontology annotation, biological process: L-aspartate import across plasma membrane. Gene Ontology annotation, molecular function: neutral L-amino acid transmembrane transporter activity; L-aspartate transmembrane transporter activity; symporter activity.